CUCUCUCUCUCUCUCUCUCUCUAACUAUUGCUUCCCUCUCUAUCUCCACUCUCUCUCUAAACUAGUUGAUUCCCCCUCUCUCUCUCUCUCUUCCCCAUUAUGCAGCAGGAAAUGAAGCAUGAGGGGAAGGUUAAUGCAAGUUCCCUCGAAAUAAGAAAGCGCAGAAAACAGGCCUCCACCUUAUUGGAAACUCUCACAUAAAUAGAGGUCCCCAUCAAAGCCCAAAGAGAAACCAGAAGCCCACAAAAAUGGUGAGACCCGCUACGACACGCCCACCCCUGCACCACCACCACCACCACCACCACCCCACCAAAUACGCACACAGCCCCGCCCACAGCGCCAUCCUCGCCGGCGACCACACUGCCCUCCGAGCCAUUGUCGCCGGCCUCCCCAGCCUCUUCUUUCCGCCUCCUGGCCCUCCCCCUCUCCUCACCCACACUGAAGCCCAACUCGAAGAACAGAAAGCGGCCCAAACAUCCGCUGUUCUAGACCGACGCGAUGUGCCCAAUCGUGACUCUCCUCUCCAUUUAGCGGUGCGAUUGGACGACCCGACCUCGGCUGAAAUCUUAAUGGCUGCUGGUGCCGACUGGAGCCUACAAAAUGAGCAGGGAUGGAACGCGUUGCAGGAGGCGAUUUUCAGGCGCCAGCCUGAAAUUUCCGCCAUUAUAGUUAGACACUACUAUCCGUUGGCUUGGACCAAGUGGUGCAGGCGUUUGCCUAGGUUGAGACUGGCUAUGGGGAAAAUGCGGGAUUUUUACAUGGAGAUCGACUUCAGGUUUGAGAGCUCUGUGAUUCCUUUUGUUGGGCGCGUUGCUCCUUCUGAUACAUACAGGAUUUGGAAGAGGGGUUCGGACCUGAGGGCCGAUAUGAGCUUGGCCGGGUUCGAUGGGUUCAGGAUACAGAGAGCUGAUCAGAGCUUCCUCUUUUUUGGCCAUGGAAGCAAUGGGUCGGCUUCUGGUUCGCUUUUGGUCCUGACCCAUAAAGAUAAGAAGGUGGUUGAUGCUCUGGAAGGAGCAGGAGCUCGGCCAAGUGAGGCUGAGGUGGAGAAAGAGGUGGCAGCCAUGGCUAGGUCGAGUAUUUACAGGCCUGGAGUUGAUGUGACGAUGGCUGAGCUCGUGCCUUUGCUCACAUGGCGGCGGCAGAUUCGAGCAGAGAUGGUCGGGCCAUGGAAGGCUAAGGUCUACGAGAUGAGGAAUGUUAGCUUCAGCGUCAAAUCAAGGCGAGCACCGCCGCCACCAACUCCGAUUGAUGUGACGCCAUUGAAUAAUUUGAAUGAGGAGGAGAAGAGCUUUAUGAAGGAGAUGGCCGACAUUGAUAAGAAAGCUAAAGGGGAUCCCAACCAUGGGAGCCAGAGGAGGAGCUGCUAUGGCAAAGAGGCCUCCUGUCUUGAUGACGGGUUUCGCACGGGCAAUGCAAACGGUGCUUUUUCCGGCCAAAAUGUGGGUUUUUUGGGUAAAAAUGCCGCAGUUUCCGGCUGCGGAGGCUUGGAUUCUGGUGAUGAUGGGUGGUUUUCUGGCGAAGAAGAUUGGUUUUCUGGUGAUCAAGGGCGGUUCUUGGGUGCAGGAGAGAGGAGAUCGGUUUAUGUUGAAGGAAAGGUGGGUGGUUUAAUGGAGGAGGAAAGCGGAUUCCAGUCGAGUGAAAGCGGUUUUCCGGCUGGUCGGAGGUCGCUGGAUUCCAUCCCUAUAGAGGAGGAAGACGGUGGCAAGAAGGAGAGCGAAUUCCGGCGAGGGCUAAGGCCGGUAAUUUGGCUGACGGAGGAGUUCCCGUUGGAGACGGAGGAGCUACUUCCGUUACUCGAUAUACUGGCCGAUAAGGUCAAGGCCGUGAGGAGAUUGCGCGAGCUUCUCACCACCAAGUUCCCCAACGGAACUUUUCCCGUUAAGGUCUCUAUUCCUGUGGUUCCAACCAUAAAAGUUGUGAUAACUUUCACUAAAUUCGAAGAAUGGAAACAAGAAAGCAACGAGUUAUCGACCCCAAGUCGAAACCCUAAUAAACAAUCAUGGUUGCAGUGGGUAAAAUCGCCGUAUUCUGGUGCCGUUAAAGGGAUUCCAGCCAUCUCCAGUGACCCUUUCGCUAUACCAAGCGAUUAUACUUGGGUGAAAUCAGGUGGCCGGAAAGGCCACCAUAGAGAGAAGAAGAGCCCAAAGGAUAGAGAGAAGAAGCAGAAGGGGAAAAGGGUCUGAUCCAUGUACGUCCAUUUUUGUUCGUGUUCUUCUUCGAUUACAGAGAAAACCCCACAUCUAUUGAUUCAAUAUUGGGAGAGGAGACAAGAGGAAAGAAUAGUUUUCCUUUGGAGUUUUAGAUUUGGCUUUUUUUUAUUUUUGUUCACCCUUAUUUAUUUUUGCCAGAGGAUUUCAUGCUCCUGAGGGAGCAUACCGUUUAUUUAUUUACUCCGAUAAAACUCGAUCAAUGGGUACUUUGGUUGAUUCAACAGUUAUCAA
Messenger RNA from Amborella trichopoda, 2441 nucleotides. RefSeq lists its product as uncharacterized. Gene Ontology annotation, cellular component: cytoplasm. The record is from RefSeq and is a predicted model, not a curated record. Gene Ontology annotation, molecular function: protein binding. Lineage: Eukaryota; Viridiplantae; Streptophyta; Magnoliopsida; Amborellales; Amborellaceae.